Nerophis ophidion (straightnose pipefish) is the source of this 884-nucleotide messenger RNA. Its product is annotated as zinc finger protein 213-like. NCBI's taxonomy places the organism in Eukaryota, Metazoa, Chordata, Actinopteri, Syngnathiformes, Syngnathidae. The record is from RefSeq and is a predicted model, not a curated record. The transcript has a single exon. The coding region runs from base 194 to 565 and encodes 123 amino acids.
GGGGUCGCCGACAUCAGCUGCCGUCUCUGUGCAGCGUAUGACCGAGGCAGAAGCCCCCCAGGCAUUCCUCGACAUAUUUGAGGCCACGGCGGCGGGGUGCGGAAGGCCCGAAGAAGAAUAGGGCGUGUGACUGCUGCUGCUGCUUGCAAGGGAGGUGCAGCGGGCGGCGCUUAGCCUGCCGGCGGCCUCCCGUAUGUGCUUCCUGGACCUGAGGCGGGCGGUGCUGAACCGGACCGGCUGCGCCUCGGAGGACCACCGGCACCGGUUUCGGGUGCUGUGCCUUGGACCGGAGUACCGCCCAUUCCUGCUGGAGCAGCAGCUGCAAGACGCAGCGACGCGCUGGCUGCAGCCGGGGGACAGCGACGGCCGGGUGUUGGAGCUGGUCGUUCUGGAGCAAUUCCUGGAGGCGAUCCCGACGCAGACGUCGGCCUGGGUCCGCUACCCUCGCCCGCGGGAUCUGGCAGCGGCGGUGACGCUGGCGGGGGACCACCAGUGCCAGCGCCGUGCAGGCCGCGCGCAGCAAGAGGCGGUGGCGCCGCUGGUUCCACGGCACCGCACGACUUGACAAUUCUGCUAUUGACUCGCAGGUCCGAACGGCAGCGAGUCAACGCCGCGCCGACCGCACGCCACGAGUGGAGGCUGCGUUGCCCCUUCUAAUUCAGUAUAUUUGCUAAGUAUUGACUUUUGUAAUCAGUCUGACCUAAGCCUUGAUAAUAAUAUUUGUGAUUCAAACAUGCUUUCAUAACAUUUGACAAGGUUGUCAACUGUAAGUAGGUUGGAUAUAAUUAUUGCAUUCAACUCAAGAGUAAGAUGAUUAAUUCAGUGUUAAACUUUGUGUGGGCCCCGGGCCCCUCUGCAGUAGAAAAGUUGGCCCCCGGGUUAAA